AUGGGUAAAAGAUAUCAUUCCAUAAGAUCCUUGAAAGAUAUAUAUGAGGCUAUGUUGCUCGGACUCUUAAAAAAUUUCGAUGGUUGCAUGUCAGAUCUUCCAAAAGUAGUGCAUUUUCGGAAGAUCCGACAUGGGUGCAACAUCAUUUUUGGAGAAUCCAAGCAACAUAGCCUACAGGUCAAGGGUUUAAGCUGGGAAUCAGCUACUGAUGUUUGUGUUAGGAUUCUGCAACCUUGGCUCAAAAAUAAAAGGGAAGAACAUGAAAUGAUUAAACGUAUUCUAUUAGAUAUUUUUCAACAUGUCGAAAGCACUGCAGUAGGAACUCUGUACACAGAAGAUGGGAAACCAAAUAUUCCUGCUAUUAGAAAGUUAUUCGAAAGCAUUGAUCACAAUAAAGAUAAUGCCAUUUCGCGUGCUGAAUUGGAACAACUGAUAACCAAUAGCCAAUUUGGAGCCGUACCUUCAGAUGAUGAUGAAAAGGUAGACAGAAUCAUCAAACAAUUUGAUGUGAGUCGAGAUGAGAUGAUCAGCAUGGAGGAAUUUGUUACCGGAUUCUCCCAAUGUCUAAAUCCUUCUCAUCUAUCACCAGAGUCCAAAGAGGAUAUCUUCCAAAAGAACUGGGAAACGGCAGAAAAGCUGCUGCACAAGGAGACUGAUAGAUCUGCAAUUGCAUGGAUGAAGGCCAUAUUGCUUCUGGUUAUUGGAAUAGUAAUAUUAGGACUACUAGCUGAACCUCUCAUCAAGAGCGUAGGGAGUUUCUCCAGAGCUAUAAACGUACCUUCAUUUUUCAUCUCGUUUAUCUUAGUCCCUUUGGCUACAAAUGCAAGAAUAGCAAUCUCAGCCAUCAACGAAGCAAGUCGAAAGAAACAAAGAACUAAUUCCUUGACAUUAUCAGAGAUAUAUGGUGGGGUAUUCAUCAAAAAUAUGCUCGGACUUUCCGUCCUGCUUUCAUUAAUAUAUUUCCGGGGAUUGGCUUGGAACUUCUCAGUUGAAGUGCUUAGUGUGCUACUGAUUAUGACUUCUUUGUUUAACAAAAUAGCUCGAGCAUAUCGGUUCUAUUGUAGUGUGAUUUCUGGAAUAAAUGGAAGGACUGGUUCUCUUUCUAGGCUUUUGGUACUGGAUUGGAACACUUUCUUCAUUUCUUUUUUUCUGGGGAAAUACCUCAAUGUUGAAGAUUUCUUGCUUCACCUACCUAUUGAGCAAUAA
Messenger RNA from Lycium barbarum (goji berry), 1206 nucleotides. Its product is annotated as sodium/calcium exchanger NCL2-like. The record is from RefSeq and is a predicted model, not a curated record. NCBI's taxonomy places the organism in Eukaryota, Viridiplantae, Streptophyta, Magnoliopsida, Solanales, Solanaceae. The transcript has 8 exons. Gene Ontology annotation, biological process: intracellular calcium ion homeostasis; calcium ion transmembrane transport. Gene Ontology annotation, cellular component: membrane. Gene Ontology annotation, molecular function: calcium ion binding; calcium:proton antiporter activity. Bases 1 to 1206 code for a protein of 401 amino acids.